UCACUUUUUGUCAACAAGUCAGUUAACCUGAUAGAAAACACGAACUUAAUUUAGAUUAGUUAACAGUCGCCGAUGAAAUACUGAAAAUGCUUCUUUUUUGUCCAACUUGUGGAAAUGUGUUGAUUGUAGAGGAGGGUCAGAGAUGCUACAGAUUCGCUUGUAACACAUGUCCCUAUAUUCAUAAUAUCACGAGAAAGGUAAACUAUAGAAAGUAUCCUAAACUGAAAGAAGUUGAUGAUGUUCUUGGAGGCUCUGCGGCUUGGGAAAACGUGGAUUCCACUGCAGAAACCUGUCCAAAGUGCGAACAUCCAAGGGCGUAUUUUAUGCAGAUACAAACGAGAUCCGCAGACGAACCAAUGACCACGUUCUAUAAGUGCUGCAAUCCACAGUGUGGUCAUCGAUGGAGAGACUGAGCCGUUUCUAUAACUUCUCUGCUUACCUACGACCUAGCUGUGUUUUCUGUGUAAGGUCGUCACUUUCAAGGUUCCGUCACUGGUCUGGUGACCGGGCUAAGGCAUGUCACUCACAGAAAAUUUCUAACUGUGGUGGACACUUUACUGAGACUGUAGGGCUAGGGAUUUUUCCAGAGUGAAAAUGACAUGAAUGAAGGAGGAAACUGUUUUCAUGCAAAUAAGCUUGUGGUGCACCACAUGAAAAUCAUUGUAUCAUUUAUGUA
Chanos chanos (milkfish) is the source of this 676-nucleotide messenger RNA. It is a transcript of the gene polr3k, whose product is annotated as polymerase (RNA) III (DNA directed) polypeptide K. The coding region runs from base 87 to 413 and encodes 108 amino acids. Lineage: Eukaryota; Metazoa; Chordata; Actinopteri; Gonorynchiformes; Chanidae. Gene Ontology annotation, biological process: termination of RNA polymerase III transcription; DNA-templated transcription. The transcript has 3 exons. Gene Ontology annotation, cellular component: RNA polymerase III complex. The record is from RefSeq and is a predicted model, not a curated record. Gene Ontology annotation, molecular function: nucleic acid binding; zinc ion binding.